AGUAUUAAAAAUGGAAGCUAGGCACAUAAAAAUAUGAAUUCUAUAUUUCUUGCUAUAUUAAAUAACGUUACCCAUAAAAAUAUGAAUUCUAUAUUUCUUGCACAAAAAAAUAUGCUAUCAAGAAUUAAAGCUAGGCACACACUCACAUACAAUAUUUUUAUUACAAAAAAUUUAAAAAAUUGGAAGCAACAAUACCUACUUGAAACUCAAGUUAACCCCUAUUACUAGCUGUAAAGAUAAACAAAAUAAAAAAUAUGGUAUUAUGGUCCACUCUUUAACUAUCAAAAGUACAACGUCUUAAAAAUUAAAAAAAAAAGUGUCAAAAUUGAGACAAAAACUGGUAAAACAAGCAACCCUCCUCUCACUAAAAAGCACUUAAAAAUGAAAAGGGCAUCAAAGUAUUUUCCCCCACUUUAUUUUAAAUAAACCUAAUUAAUUAACUAAUCAAAAUUCAUUUAUUAAUUUAAUUAAUUCAUAUUGUAAAAAAAAAAAAUGUUAUAUUUAUAGUAGAAAUAAAGGAAAAUGGAAGUAAUAUAGAGCAGCUGUCCACAAGUCCCUUUGAAACGCCAAUUCACUCUCUCUUCUCUCUUCUCCCCACUCCAUAAGUCUCUCCUCACCACUUCAAUUCUUUCUCUCUCCUCUUUUUCUCUCUUCCACAACUCUUGCCCUUUUUUUUUCCCAACACAUUUUACACACUUCCAUUCUACUUUCUCCUCUUUUGCUCUAAUAAACCUCUCUACUACUACUACACCACCACACCAUUAUUAUCAUUUUGUGUCGUCAAUUAUAACAACAAUGGAAGCAUCUUCGGGUUCCGAAUUCAGCCAUUUCACCCCUUCUCACCACCACCUUAUUAACACGCCCGAGAGGCGACUCUCUUGUAGUGGUGACCCUUUUAUUGUUGAGGACCUUCUUGAUUUUUCUAAUGAUGAUACUAAUAUUAAUGGUGGUGUGGUUCUUCAUGAUACUAAUAAUAACAAUAUUAGUAACAAUAUUAAUAAUGAUAAUACUAAUGUUAAUGCCUCUUUUGAUAAUCUUCAUCACUCUAAUAAUUCCGAUGAUUCUACCGUUGUCACCCCCGUUGAUAGCUGCAAUUCUUCCUUCUCCGGUAAUAAUGACUCCAUUUUUCCUCCUGCCGGGGAUAUUGGGUCUCACUUCUCCGGCGAGCUCGGUGUUCCGUAUGACGAUUUAGCUGAGCUAGAAUGGCUCUCAAAUUUUGUGGAGGAAUCAUUUUCGAGUGAAGACUUGCACAAAUUCCACCUCAUUCCGGCCAUGUCAGCAAUGAAGACCCGAACCGAUGACGUGUCAGAAACCCGGUAUUACCCGACCGAACCAACCCGGGCAGCACCGCUCCCGACAAGCCCUAUUUUUAGCCCGGAGAUGGCCGUGCCCGGGAAAGCCCGAAGCAAGCGCUCCCGUGCUGCCCCGUGCAAUUGGGCCUCGCGCCUCCUUGUCCUUGCCCCGGGCGGUAACGAGCAAGUUCCGAUCACAAAGCCGACAAAGUCUGCCGGUUCGAAAAAGAAAGGGUCGAGUUUGGGCGGGAUUGGGCCCAUGGUGGACCCGACCUCUGGGGGUGAGGUGAGGAAGUGUUUGCAUUGUGCGACCGACAAAACACCACAAUGGCGUACCGGGCCUAUGGGCCCGAAGACGCUUUGUAACGCUUGCGGAGUUAGGUACAAAUCGGGUCGGUUGGUGCCUGAGUACCGACCCGCUGCAAGCCCGACCUUCAUGCUAACAAAGCAUUCGAACUCCCACCGAAAGGUGAUUGAGCUCCGAAGACAAAAGGAACUAAUGAGGCAACAACAAAUGCAACAACAACAACACCAAUAUCAACAACUCAUUCAUCAUAAUCCAAAUACUAGUAGCAAUAUGAUGUUCGACCCUUCUAAUGGUGAUGAUUAUUUGAUCCACCAACAUAUCGGGUCGGACUAUAGGCAACUCAUAUAGUCGAAUGAUCAAAUUAUGCUAGCUAGCUAGGGAGGGGUAACAAAGAGGACUUAAAAUUUUAAUCUUAGACGAGUUUGGUAAUAGUAGCUAGCAUUUGUCUAGGUUUUUCUUCCUUUUAUUUCAAGAAACAAUUUUUCCAAGUUUAAUUUUCUUUGGUUCUUUUUGAAAUUUUUUGAAAGCAACAUUCGAGCAGGGGAUUAAACCCUAGCUCAAAAGAGCAUAGAAGAGAAAGAAGAAAAAAAAAUAGUCAGGGAGCGCAUUGCUGUUUGCAAAUUAAUUGUUGGUGUAGCCUUUUUUUUCCACAUAAUUAUAAUUCAUAAUCCUUUAUUUCUCCUUGCCAAAUUUGGCAAACUUUAGAAACAUUA
Messenger RNA from Chenopodium quinoa (quinoa), 2312 nucleotides. Its product is annotated as GATA transcription factor 12-like. Gene Ontology annotation, cellular component: nucleus. Bases 796 to 1947 code for a protein of 383 amino acids. Gene Ontology annotation, biological process: positive regulation of DNA-templated transcription. NCBI's taxonomy places the organism in Eukaryota, Viridiplantae, Streptophyta, Magnoliopsida, Caryophyllales, Amaranthaceae. The record is from RefSeq and is a predicted model, not a curated record. The transcript has 2 exons. Gene Ontology annotation, molecular function: sequence-specific DNA binding; zinc ion binding.